Paramecium primaurelia is the source of this 192-nucleotide messenger RNA. NCBI's taxonomy places the organism in Eukaryota, Ciliophora, Oligohymenophorea, Peniculida, Parameciidae. The record is from the annotation of a GenBank genome assembly.
AUGAAUCAAACCCUAAUGCUAUUAGGAAAAUCCCCUUCUAAGCAAAAAGAGGAGAAGAAAUAGUUCGAAGGGCAAGGAAUUGCUCCCGUAUCCAAAGUGCUGAGCCAAUUAUUUCUUACAUUUUAUCCAGUUUAUCUCUCCACUUAAAAGAAGGCAAGUUUGAAAUGGAGAAGACCGCAUGUGAAAGAAUGA